AUGGGCUGUACCGAGGGACUUUUCGUCAUAGGUCAUUACUAUCCGGCAUGCCCUGAACCCGAGUUGACUUAUGCCACUAGCAACCAUUCUGAUAGUGGCUUCCUUACCGUUCUUAUACAAGAUCAUGUUGGUGGACUUCAAAUCCUUCAUGAAAAUAAAUGGAUUGAUGUUCCCCCAACGAAUGGAGCUCUAGUUGUAAACAUUGCUGAUCUUUUGCAGCUUAUUACCAAUGACAAGUUCAAAAGUGUGAAUCAUAGAGUACUGGCCAAGAAGAUAGAUCCAAGAACAUCAGUGGCAUCUUUCUUCAGAACACAUUUUAGAGAAGGGACUGCAUCAACAGUUUACGGACCGAUAAAGGAACUUUUGUCUGAAGAAAACCCCCAAAUUUACCAGGAGAUAACCACAAGGGACUACCUCACACAUUACUACAAUAAAGGGCUUGAUGAAGAGGGAAGAAUUAAAUGGUACAGUCACGAGCAGUCAAAAAGUUGUAACUCUUGA
Molecule: messenger RNA, 501 nt
Organism: Fraxinus pennsylvanica
Lineage: Eukaryota; Viridiplantae; Streptophyta; Magnoliopsida; Lamiales; Oleaceae
Source: the annotation of a GenBank genome assembly